GUCACCAAUGAUGUCACUCGGCUGUCCCUUUUCGUUUCUACAUCUUACGCAACAGAGCUGCUUUCAAUUAGGCAAGUCAUCUCUGAAUUAAUUUUCCAGCCAAAUAUCAGCUAAGACACAUGGCAGAAAAUGGGUUUGGAUCGAUUCGCUACGCGGUGAUUGAUGCAUUUACAGACCAACCAUUCAGAGGGAAUCCUGCUGCAGUAUGUUUGUUAGAGGAGGAUAAGGACACAGAGUGGAUGCAGACCGUUGCAGCAGAGUUCAAUCUCUCAGAGACUGCUUUCCUAAGAAGAAGAGAAAAUACCCAUCAAAAUGGAAAUGCUUUAGAUAAUGAUGCUGAAGAGUUUGAAUUGAGAUGGUUCACCCCAGUAACCGAGGUUGAUCUUUGUGGCCAUGCGACUUUAGCAUCUGCACAUUUCCUCUUCUCCUCAAGUCUUGUAAAUUGUAAUUUGGUGCUCUUCCACACAAGGUCCGGAGCUUUAACUGCUCUCAAAAUUGAAGGGUUUAAUAAAGAAGGCAAAUCAUUUGGAAGCAAGACAGAGAGAUUUGCCAUAGAACUGAAUUUUCCACAGAGUUCAGUGUUUGAUUGUGAUUCUUCAGACGUUCCUUUGCUGUCCAACAGUCUCAAGGGACUUGAAGUGCAGAGUAUUAAGAAGACGACAAGCAAUGAUUUGCUUAUUGAACUUGCUUCAGGAGAACAAGUUGAAAGCCUGCAGCCUCAAUUUGAUGAAAUUCAGAAAUUGAGUGGCAGAGGGGUCAUUGUAACAGGGCUCGCUCCCCAGCAAUCUGGAUUUGAUUUUUACUCACGUUUUUUCUGUCCACAAUUUGGCAUUAAUGAGGACCCUGUUUGUGGAAGCGCCCACUGUGCAUUGGGACCUUAUUGGGCCACAAAGCUUGGGAAAACCCAUUUAGUUGCUUACCAGGCAUCAAAAAGAGGUGGGAAGUUGGUCCUUCAAGUGGUAGAGGAUGGAAAACGUAUUCUUUUACAGGGUGAAGCUGUUAAUGUCAUGUCAGGCAUGCUUACAGCUUAGCUCAAGGAAAUAUGAGAGUGCAAAGAUCUUGAUAGAUACGUUAUAAUAUGGCUAACCGUUGGGGCAUAUUUAAUGUCCUAAAGUCAUCAGCUUACACUGAUUGCUGGGGGAUUACCUCUCAUGUCACAAAUUAUUUAAGAUAUUUAUUAAAUUUAAAACCUUUUUUUUUCCCUAUUUCAAAA
Cryptomeria japonica (Japanese cedar) is the source of this 1213-nucleotide messenger RNA. RefSeq lists its product as uncharacterized. Gene Ontology annotation, molecular function: isomerase activity. The record is from RefSeq and is a predicted model, not a curated record. Gene Ontology annotation, biological process: biosynthetic process. The transcript has 6 exons. Lineage: Eukaryota; Viridiplantae; Streptophyta; Pinopsida; Cupressales; Cupressaceae. The coding region runs from base 120 to 1031 and encodes 303 amino acids. Gene Ontology annotation, cellular component: cytoplasm.